CAAUGGAAUGCAUCUUGAAGUCAGAAUUACAACUUGUAAGGUUGUGCAGAAAUUCUCAACUCCGAUUUCGCCGAGAUGCAGGGGCAUGAUGUCACAAACAUGUCGACACUCAGGGAGAUAUACAAAAUUAAAGCGGACUUGCACAUUUACUAUGAAAAAUGAAAACUUUAAAUUCAGACGAAUUACAGAUAGCGGAGACCACUUUAUAUGCGCACUUGCCCAAAUCUUUAAAGGUGUAUGGAUUUCUUUUCGCCAUAAAUAGAGGGAAACCACACACUUUGGAGGUAGUGGUGGACUCGUGGCCAUUAUUCACAACUAUCAUUGUUCGACCAGAUCCAAAUAAUUGUCGAGCGAAGGACUUUAUGAAGAAGGUGACUCUGUACACUACAGAUGUUGAAGUUAUGAAAAGAAUGCUGACUGUGGAAAAUGCAAUUGACUGGAGAACAUAUUUCUUAAUAGGAGGAUGUGAUGUGAGUCACUCUCCUAUGCUGAAGGAAAUUGCUGCUUCUCGGGGUGUCACUAUGAAAGGCUUUAGCUUAGUGCACCUUAUGACAUUAUCUGAGCCAAACCAGUUACCUGAGCUCAUGAACAGUGAGCUUGAGUCAAGAGUGUCCGUUCUUAAUGAGUCACAUGCCGAUGUAGUUAACAAGACUUGGAAAUUUGGUGGGGAUGAGAAAGGUUACAACAACAUCCUAAAUCUAAUCAGCCAUUUUCCCACAUGCUGCUUUACGGAUGAGAACAACCAGCCUGUGUCCUGGGUGCUGCUGUAUGAUUACUGCGCCAUAGGAAUGUUGUACACACAACCCGGGCAUCGUGGGAAGGGCUAUGCAAAAGUCCUGGUCACCACAAUGGCAAAGAGGCUCCAUUCUCAGGGCUAUCCUGUUUACUGUUUUAUUGAGGAAUGCAAUCAGCUUUCCUACAAACUUUUUACAAGCCUUGGUUUUACAGAGGACCCUUCUUAUAGGGCUGCCUGGUCUAUGGAAAUAUUUUUUACCUCAACAGAAAUGGACAGAAAGCUGAUCCUAUUGAUGUGUUUGUUGACCAGUGGCCAGAGUUCAGAGUUGUACUCAUUAAACCAGAAUUUCGUGAGGAGGGAGAUCUUUUCAAAGACUUGGGUGUAUUUUCUAAAAGUGAUGGCUGUCUCGAAGAAAUGCUAGCUCAGUCAGACAUCAUUGAUUGGAAGAGGUUUAUUUGCUUGGGUACAUACACUCCUUUGUACUUGUUUUUUCC
Messenger RNA from Myxocyprinus asiaticus (Chinese sucker), 1230 nucleotides. RefSeq lists its product as uncharacterized. The transcript is spliced from 8 exons. The record is from RefSeq and is a predicted model, not a curated record. Gene Ontology annotation, cellular component: mitochondrion. Gene Ontology annotation, molecular function: glycine N-acyltransferase activity. Lineage: Eukaryota; Metazoa; Chordata; Actinopteri; Cypriniformes; Catostomidae. Bases 159 to 1157 code for a protein of 332 amino acids.